AUGGAAAACUCUCUGAAGCAGGACAACCAGCAAAAGGUUGAGCAAACUGUAAAGGCAAGUUUACAGCAAACAAUGGAGCGUUCGAUGAAGGAAAUUGAACAAGCCUCAAAGGGAAGGCAUAGUAACCUCCAAGACUUGCUAUUGAGACUGGAGAAAAAUGAUAAGGAAAGGCUCGAGAAAGUGAGCUCUAAGCACGACACAAGCAUGCAGGCCAUGGAAAACUCUCUGAAGCAGGGGUUAGAGACAAUUGAAUCCGAAACAAGUGACGGAUUGGAAGAUCUUAAAAAUCACUUGAAUUUCCAUGUAAGCAACAUUCGGCAACAUCAAUUCGAACAAAUCAAAUCGUACCAAGAAAAGUCGGAAAUCGAGGUUAAGAAAAUAGGUGAAAACAAGAAUACCCUUGAAAUGCUUACCAAUUUGGUACGAAUGGAAUUAAGAGAUUUUAACGGAAAUGAAGGAUACGCUAAGUACGACAGGUUUGAGAUCGGUAGCGAAUCGGAGAUGUAUGCGUUGAAGAAUUUAGGGACAUACUCAGGGACAGCAGGAGAUGCGAUGCGAUACAACAUGGAUGAAAAGUUUAGUACGUUCGAUCGAGACAAUGACAAUAGUGAGACGUACGGGAAGCGUACUGAGUCUUCGCAGGCCCAACAGCUGCCACCGCGUGAAGGACAAUUUCUGCAAUCUUUUCCCCAGCUGAAUGCUAAACGAUACGACAAUCUUGGCCUUGCUACGGCUUCCAGGGUGGACACAUCGCUCUAG
Messenger RNA from Anopheles coustani, 759 nucleotides. RefSeq names its product ryncolin-4-like. The record is from RefSeq and is a predicted model, not a curated record. Bases 1 to 759 code for a protein of 252 amino acids. The transcript has 6 exons. NCBI's taxonomy places the organism in Eukaryota, Metazoa, Arthropoda, Insecta, Diptera, Culicidae.